Thrips palmi is the source of this 2545-nucleotide messenger RNA. RefSeq lists its product as uncharacterized. The transcript has 12 exons. The coding region runs from base 109 to 2124 and encodes 671 amino acids. Gene Ontology annotation, biological process: proteolysis. NCBI's taxonomy places the organism in Eukaryota, Metazoa, Arthropoda, Insecta, Thysanoptera, Thripidae. Gene Ontology annotation, molecular function: serine-type endopeptidase activity. The record is from RefSeq and is a predicted model, not a curated record.
CCUUAUCCAAUCCACCGAGGUCCGCGACGAGGCGUCAGAGGCCAUGGCCUGGGCCGUGCACUGCAGUCUGGCCCUGGCGGUCGGACUGAGUACCACAAAUCGAACACCAUGCUGGGGGUCGGCGUCGUCUGCUUGGCCCUGCUCCUCGGAGGGUGCGGCCUCGGCCACGCCAUAUCCGGCGGCACGGCGACCACCAUCCAGAAGCACCCGUUCCAGGUGGCCAUCGACUUCGUCUUCCCCCUCCUGGACGACGACGGCUCCGUGAUGGGCGAGAACAUCACCAUGGUGUGCUCCGGGGCGCUCAUCACCAACAAGACCGUCAUCACGGCGGCCGUCUGCGCCGGGACCUUUGACGGCAACGGCCUGGACGUGAAGACGCUGAGGGUGCGCGUCGGCUCCCAGCUCCGCGAGGGCGGCGGCGAGGCGUACGGGGUGGUGGACUACCAGCCGCACUGGUACUACCGGGAGUGGCUGCACGAGCGCAAUGUCAUGCUGCUGUACCUGGAGGAGGAGGUGACCCUCCGCGCCGAGGUGCGCCCCAUCACCCUCGCCACGCCCGCCACGGCCCCCAAGGCCGGCGAGAAGCUCAUCCUGUCGGGCUACGGGGACCUCACGAGGGACGAGGUGCUUGAGGACGGCCAGGUUCGCCAGCUGCGCGCCGUCGCCCUGCCCUUCGUGAACCAGGACCUCUGCGAGUCGUGGUACGGCUUCCACUACGGACACACCAACGGCUGCAUCGGCAGUGGACUUGUCAGCGUCUGCGGACAGGCGGAUGUGGGCUCUCCCGUCGUGAACUGGCGAGGCGAGCUGGUGGGCGUGGCCAUCAACAACGUCAACUACUGCAACGUCCCCGGCCACCCCGCCAUCUUCACCAACUUCGCCGAGCCCGAGCUCAACGCGUGGAUCGUGUCCAACACGUACGAGAAGCAGCCCUCGCCGCCACCGCCCACCAACGCACCGCUACCCACCGACGACUACUGCGAGGACUGCACCGAGGAACCCUGCGACCCCGAGUACGAGGAGUGCACCACUUUCAGCGGCGACGGCCCCACAGACUCGACGUUUUUGAAAAAUAAAGUUGAUGACUGCGCGGGCAUUCGGAAGAUUGUUAAUCCGAGGGAUUGCCUUUAUCCACGCUGGCUACGCCAUGGCUACGCUAGGCUACCAGGCCAGGCACGGCCGCGGCGGAGGCCCGCGGCUCACUGCGCGACGAACCACGCCGCCACCAUGCUGCAGAUCACCUGGCUGGUCCUCUUCCUCGCAGGAUGUCAAACCAGCUAUGCCAUCAUUGGGAGCUCACAGACGACCAUCCAGAAACACCCGUACACCGUCGCCAUCGACCGAGUGAUCCCGGAGUUUGACGAUGAGGACAUCAUCGACUAUGACAUCAGCAUGAUGUGCGCCGGGGCGCUGCUCAGCAACAAGACCGUCCUCGUGGCCGCCAGCUGCUUCAAUGACGCCGACGACAUCAAGGACCUGACGUACAUGAGGGUCCGCGUGGGCGCCCAGCUGCGCGAGGGUGGCGGCGAGGCGUUCGGCGUGUCCAGCUUCCUGGUGCACCCCUUGUGGCAGUACCCGGCCGAGGCCGACAACGACGUGAUGCUCUUGUACCUGUCGGACGAGGUGCCCUUCCGCGCCGAGGUGCAGCCCGUGGCCCUGACGCCGCCCAACGCGCCCGCCGCCGGCGAGAAGCUCAUCAUGACCGGCUACGGUGACCUGGCGUCGAACGAGGUGCUGGCCGACGGCGAGACGCGGCAGAUCCAGGUGGUCACCUUGCCCUUCGUGAACCAGGACCUGUGCGAGGACGCGUACUACUUCUACGAGGGCACCACCGUGUCCUGCGCGGGCGGAUUGCAGGCCGGGAUGUGCGGAUGGAGGGACAUCGGCGCCCCGCUGGUCAACUGGCGCGGCGAGUUGGUGGGCGUGGCCCUGCAGCGGGAUCGCCUGUGCGGCGUCCCCGGCCGCGCCACCACCUUCACCGACCUGGCCCUGCCCGCCAUCAACGAGUGGGUGCGCGCCAACGUGGACGUGGAACCGCCGCCGUCGACGGAUUCCACCGCAUUCGACCUGAAGGCAGUCAUCACCAGCAAGAGCAAGGCGAACGAGGCGGAGAGGCGUCGCUAGCGCUACCCCCUGCGAGCAGAACCCUCUCGGUGGCGAUACUCCGAGCGCGAGGGCGCUUCCGUCCCCCCCCCACCCCCUUGCCCGGGGAAGCGAGCCAGUGUAAACUGUUGUGGAAGGGAAAGCUCUAACGCUUUGGAAAGUAACAACGCGCCUGCUACAAUGUUGGUAAACGAUUUAUUGACAACUGCUGGUAAAUUGUUUAUCUCUAGUUAUAUACAAAACACAACGGAUUAAAAACAAAAUACAGAAUCUGCGCUCGUACAAAACGUGCGGUUGACUAGCAAAACGUGUUAGCAGACAUUAAAAAAUCAGGUCACACAUCCAUUCAAUCAUCUCAUUUAUACACAACAAGCUUUGGAGAAUGGAAAAGAAUGUUUCAGUAUCAUAUGAGUGCUAUUAAAUUAAAAUUUCAUUUCUUUUA